Helobdella robusta is the source of this 744-nucleotide messenger RNA. RefSeq lists its product as hypothetical. Bases 1 to 744 code for a protein of 247 amino acids. The transcript has 5 exons. NCBI's taxonomy places the organism in Eukaryota, Metazoa, Annelida, Clitellata, Rhynchobdellida, Glossiphoniidae. The record is from RefSeq and is a predicted model, not a curated record.
AUGAGACUAGCAGGAAUUUUUACUAUUCUGAAGGAUAAAGGACUGUCCAAUAAGGAUAUCACGGGGGUCAAAAAAUUUGAGACCCUGUGUGCCAAUGGAAGGAGUGAUGAAGUCCUAUUGGUUAUUGUGGUAGCGGCAUUGUUGACGAGGUGGCAAGUGGAGGCCGUAAGGUGCUUCAAAUGCGAUUCCGAUUCAAAUCCAAGUUGUGGUCUGCCAUUUAACAAAGAGUAUGUUGACACGUGCACCGGGAAGUUUUGUUGGAAGGAAGAAAAUUGGAAUGGAGGAGUCCUUCCACUACCUCCCAACAUGAAAGUGACCGCCACUCGGACUUGCUUAAACGAUUCGAAAUCCAGUUCUUGGAUAAAUUACGGAGAUUUCAGCAUCUACGCCGAUACCUGUGACGAAGAUUUCUGCAAUGGACCGAUCAUGACACUUUCCGAAAAUCCCAAGCACAAUAAAAGCAUGAUAGAUUGCUACUACUGCAGUGGGAAGGACUGCAACGAACCAGUGAACAGCAUGAAACAGUGUAGGGGAUAUUCUUGCUACGUCGAAGUUUCACUCAGUCAAGUGACAAUGAGAACAUGUUUGUCCGCAUUCAGUGAAGCUUCAGCUGAAAAAGUUUCAAUAAAUGGCAUAAAAAUUUCGGUGCUGACAUGCAACGAAAACCUCUGCAACGCUGAGAAACCAGUCGAGGUUCAGACACGUCUGCAAACACUCUUCAGACGCAUGUUUUCAACUGAUUAA